AUGCUCCAAACUCUCCUGUUCGUAUUUCUCAUCGUGCUUGUUCUUGUGCUGAGUGUUUUCGCCUUCCUUUACAUUAUUCCAGUUCUACGAGUCUCGAAAGCUAGACCUCUCAAAAUCUAUGAAACCAUUCAUGCAUUACCAUUCAUUGGACGAACCUUCCUCGCCGAUUACUACAUGAGCCGAUUAAUCGGAUUUAUGGCUCCCUAUACCGAUAAUAUUCGUCCCAUCAUUGAAAGCAUGGAUGAACACGAAACAGUGGUCCGUAUCACUGAAAAAGCCUCCAUGAAAAAUCCUUUCAAUUCCAUCCAUGCAGCUGCAUUGGUCAAUUUGGGAGAUUUGGUUUGUGGUUUGCAAGUGACCAAUCAAAUUGCUCCGAGAAAGUUGCGAGCCAUUCCAGUGGAAAUUUGUGCAGAAUAUUAUAAGAAAUCGCGUGGACUGAUUCGUGGAACGUGUCGAGAUGUGGUUCCUUUGGAGUUGAGUCAAAUGGAAAUGUACAGAGAGAGACCUUCGUUUCGAGUCGUGGCUGAGUGUAGAGAUGAGAGUAAUGAAUUAUGUGCUUUGAUUAAGAUGAUUUGGAGUGUGGCUCCUCAACAACAACAAUCAUCGAAUCAGGAGAAGAAGCAAGAAUAA
Messenger RNA from Naegleria lovaniensis, 630 nucleotides. RefSeq lists its product as uncharacterized. Bases 1 to 630 code for a protein of 209 amino acids. The transcript has a single exon. Lineage: Eukaryota; Heterolobosea; Eutetramitea; Acrasida; Naegleriidae. The record is from RefSeq and is a predicted model, not a curated record.